CUGCCUCAGGAUAUAAAUUGAUUAUUUCCUUCUCUUCCACCAUAUUAGUAUCCCUCUCUCUCUCUCUCCAAUACAAAAAUGGCUGCUCCCCAUAAAUCCAUCUUCCUUGUCUCCAUAACCAUCUCUCUCUACCUCAUGACAUCAGCAAAAGGCCCCAAUAGAAACUCAGACCCAGUCCCAACCCCAUGGCCUGAUCAAUUCCACUCAAUCCUCUUCACGAACUAUUCAGGCUCUCUCUCCCUCAUUGAUCUCUGGUAUGACUGGCCCAAUGGCAGAAAUUUCAACAUAAUCCAAGACCAAUUGGGCAAGCUUUUGUAUGAUUUGGAAUGGAACAAUGGGACCUCUUUCUUCUAUACUCUGGAUUCGAAGAGGGAGUGCAGAAGUGCAGAGGUGGGUGUUGGGAUUUUGAGGAAGGAUUGGUUGGAUGGUGCUCAGUAUUUGGGGAGAGAGAUGGUUGAUGGGUUUUUAUGCAAUGUGUGGAAAAAGGUGGAUUUCAUAUGGUAUUAUGAGGAUGUGGAGACAAACAGGCCUGUCCAUUGGGUUUUCUACACAGGUAGGUCAGCGCAUGUGAUGACAUUUGAGGUAGGGGCAGUUUUGGAGGACGAAAAAUGGCAAGCACCCGUUUAUUGUUUCCAAGGAGCCAAAAACAAAGAAGAGGAGGGGACUAAGCCAAACACUUCCCUACAAAACGAUGCUGCAAUCCCCAAUCUCACACCCCACACAUUGAUGCAACGCAGGCCUGUUCAUGCGGGUCCACUGGCCUUCUUUUGAUUCUGUACCUCACCUCAAUUCAAUAAUCUAGAGAGACAGAUUGCGUGUAUCUGCACACCACGACUCUCCUAUGCAUUUAGCCAUAAGAAUAAAAGGUGAAGUUUGUA
Messenger RNA from Amborella trichopoda, 878 nucleotides. The record is from RefSeq and is a predicted model, not a curated record. NCBI's taxonomy places the organism in Eukaryota, Viridiplantae, Streptophyta, Magnoliopsida, Amborellales, Amborellaceae.